AUGAAGAGAACUGUGCUGUAUAUCAGCAUCUUUGGGCUGCUUCUGGCUUUUGGUACCACACAACCCAAGGAUGAUUGGGAGAUCUACAGCUUUCACAUCAACUCCACCGUGACCAGCCGUUACGCUACCACCGUCAUCAACAGUCGUGUGGCCAAUCGUAAAGACGAGUCCAAAGAAAUAGAAUUCCACGUCCGAAUUCCCAAGAAUGCCUUCAUCACCAAAUUCAGAAUGUUCAUGGAGGGCCAGGUGUACGAUGGUGUCGUGAAGGCUAAAGAAGAAGCUAAAAAACAGUACAAUGAGGCUGUAUCCCGUGGAGAAAGCGCUGGCAUAGUCAGUUCAGUAGGGAGGACUCUCGAGGAGUUCAAGACCUCAGUGACCGUAGCCGCUCACAAAAAGGUUACCUUUGAGCUCACGUACGAGGAACUACUCAAACGCACGCUGGGCAAGUAUGAGCUGCAGAUACACGCUCGCCCCAUGCAGCCUGUCAAAGAUUUCAAGGUGGAUGUGCAUAUAGACGAAAAAGCAGGAAUCAGUUUCAUCGAUGUUAAAGGGGGACUUACCACCGGCGUGCUGGCAAAUGCCAUCACCAAAACGCAUGUAGACAAACAGGCCUCGAUCUCUUUCAACCCCUCAGUGGACCAACAGAAAACAUGUGAGAGCUGUGGAGAAGCGGGUAUUAAUGGAGAUAUGGUAAUAGUUUAUGAUGUCAACAGAAGCAGGUCACUGGGGGACAUCGAGACAUCAAAUGGGUAUUUUGUCCAUCACUUUGCUCCAUCACAACUUCCCCGCAUUCCGAAAAAUGUUGUCUUUCUCAUUGACAAAAGCGGUUCCAUGCAUGGCAAGAAAAUAGAACAGACUCGUACAGCAUUAAUCCAUAUCCUGAAUGACCUUGCGGAGGAUGACUUCUUUGGUCUCAUCACAUUUGACCACAGCUUGGCUUACUGGAAGCGAGAACUUGUUCAAGCAAACUCCCAAAAUGUGGAUGAAGCCAAACAAUUUGCACAAAAUAUUAUGGAUAGAGGAGGCACAAAUAUUAAUGAUGCCUUGUUGGAUGGAUCACGUUUGCUGAAUGACAACCCCAGGAAAGGUUCAGCUUCUAUCCUCAUACUCCUCACUGAUGGAGACCCAACCUCAGGUGUGACCAAUCCUGAACAAAUACAGUCAAAUGUGAUGGAGGCCAUUCAAGACAAAUUCCCACUCUACUGUCUUGGUUUUGGGUUUGACGUCAAUUUUAAAUUCCUGGAGAAGCUGUCCUUGCAGAACAAUGGCAUUGCACGCCGUAUUUAUGCAGACUCUGAUGCUGAUUUGCAGCUGAAGGGAUUCUACGACGAGGUGGCUAACCCUCUUUUGACAGAUGUGACUAUGAUCUAUGAUGGCGGGGCUAAUCUGACACAGACCAACUUCAGCCAGUAUUACAGUGGUUCAGAGAUUGUAGUGGCUGGUCAGAUCACUGACAACAUUGACACCUUCUCCCCAAGAGUUGUGGCCAUUUCAAGGAACACAAGCAUCGUUUUCUCUGAGGAAAAGGGUACCACAGAGUUGACAGAUGAUAGCAACAUCCAGAGAGUUUGGGCCUAUCUGACUGUCAAACAACUGCUGCAGAAAGAGUUGCAGUUAUCAGGAGCUGAGAAGGAGAAGUUGAAGAAUGAGACUUUAAGGCUGUCACUCAAAUAUAAUUUUGUGACCCCACUAACAUCCAUGGUGGUCACAAAACCAACAAAGGAGACCACGGAAGUGCUUGACAAACCCAUUGAAGGACCUCCACCUCGUGGGGGCUCUCAGGAGGGAGGGGCAGAGGCCCUAACAGCACCCCCCCCCUCUACGGGCGCCACCUGGCGCACGGCGGAGAUGCCCAGGAUGGGCACGGUGGAAGUCCCGGAUGAGCGAACGGCACAACACCCAUCGGGCCGGGAUCCAGGACCGCUCCUCCGGGCCAUAGCCCUCCCAGUCCACCAGGUACUGGAGCCCACGGCCCCUGCGGCGGACGUCGAGAAGACGUUCCAACCUGUAAGCCGGCUGCCCGUCGAUCGACAAAGGAGGCGGCGGAGGUUGAACAGGGGGGGACAAGGGACUCGAGGAGACAGGCUUCACUUGGGAGACAUGGAAGGUGGGGUGCACACGGAAAUUGCCAGGGAGCUUGAGGCGUACGGCAGCAGGAUUCACCACUUUGUCGAUCUCCAUAGGACGGCGCAGGCGUGCGGCGGCGGUCCGACUGAGCACGUGACUUGUCUGAGGCAUGUAGGAGAGCGGAGCGAGCCUGCUCCCAGACCCUGGAGCAACGAUCUAUAUGAGACUGGACCGAUGGAACCGCAAGGUCUUGUUCCUGCAUUGGAAACAACGGGGGUUGGUAGCCCAAGGAGCAAAGGAACGGGGACAUUUUGGAGGAGGCGUUUGGCGGAGCACGUGUUGAGUGAGCAAGUCUGCUGUUUCCUGAGCCGAAGGGAGCUUCUUGAGAGGGAUGAAAUGGGCUGCCUUGGAGAACCUGUCAACCACUGUGAGAAUGACCUUGUUACCUCUGGAUGGCGGGAGGCCGAGUUUGUUCUCCAGGAGACGUUGGAGCACCUGACGGACAUGGUCUUUGUGCUCGGAAGGGGUGCGCGAGAACACCAAGAUGUCGUCAAGGUAAACCACUACGAACCUGUUGAUCAAGUCCCCGAGGACGUCGUUAACCAGGUUCUGAAAUACUGCUGGGGCGUUGGUGAGGCCAAAAGGCAUGACCAGGGCGCGGUAGUCGAUGCAGGGCAGCAAGCCGCCGUCCUUCUUGCCCACAAAGAAGAAGCCUGCGCCGACAGGGGAGGAGGAGGGGCGGAUGAUGCCAGUGGCCAGGGAUUUGGUGACGAAGAGGUUGAUGGGCUCUGUUUGUCGGUCUACACUGAAGAGGAGCUGGCCAUCAAGUGCAGUGGUCCUCAAUGGAAGGGGGAGCUGAUCCAAGAGCAAAUAGGCAGGCAGGGUGCUGACAAGGAUCGGGAAGAGAUCAGGCUUGAGGUUCCGACAUGGGGCGCGCAGAGACAGGUCCUGGGACGAGAGCAAAAAAUCAUGAGCCGAGAAACACAGAGAAAAGUGGCCUUCCUUUGGGUGUCUAUGGACCUGGUGGCCAUGUUGGCUCCUCCGUCGUCCCGUGGGGGUGGACGCUCUGCGCCUCCUCUUGCGUUUUCAAGUUGGUCAGAACUUUCUGUAAAUGGUGAACUGGAUACUACAAAAGGCUUCAAGACGAUUGUUGUCCACUUUGAGACUAAUGGCACGAUUACUCUGGACACGGGCGAUAUCACCAUUGAAUACGGACAACAGGGACAGAAAAGGUCAUGGUAUGGGGGACAGGAGACCACCACUGUUGGAAGCGCUACAGUGAUUACGCGGAAUGGAGAAGUUGAUAUCACAAUUGGAGAAAUGCACUUGAUCAUCUUGCAUCAUCGGAUCUCAGGAGACCAAUACCUAUGGCCAGUUUUAAAGCAGAGGCCUUCACAUGAUAAUGCUGAAGGAAUUUUAGCACAAAAGCCAGCGGUUUAUGAAGAAGAGCACCAACCUUAUUUCACAAGACUUAAAUUUAAUAACCAGGAAGUUAAUGUUGUCAGCGGUCUGAGAAGAUUAAGGAAGACUGACAAUGAGAGGAUGAUCGACUCUCAUGAGAGCCAAGUGAAGGAGAAGUAG
Molecule: messenger RNA, 3648 nt
Organism: Nerophis lumbriciformis (worm pipefish)
Lineage: Eukaryota; Metazoa; Chordata; Actinopteri; Syngnathiformes; Syngnathidae
Source: RefSeq, a predicted model, not a curated record